GGGAGGGAGGAAGAGAAAGGAGAGAAAGGAGAGAGAGAGAGACAAGGAGAAAGAGAGAGAGGGAGUCUGGCAGGAUUGGGGAGUAGCUGUUGCCAUGACAAGCAUUUUCUUAAGAAAGCUCCGCUGUUAAUACAGUCGGGAGCAGGAAGCUCGUACUCCCUUGCAAAGCCAGGACCGGAGCCUAAAACCCACUCCCCCUCCUAGAGACCCCCCGAACCUUUUUUUUUUUAAAAAAAAAUCCGAAAACACCAAAGGGAACAACUUGGAGGACCAGGAACGGGAAUCAUCGCGGACCUCUCCUAGACCCCAAUUCGGGAAGAAAAGACAAAAAAGAGCCAGAAAUAGCUUCCUCCGGUAUUUUAUUUUUCUUUGGGGGAUUCUUUGGUCCUCUUCAUGGACGCCCGGAGGGCGUUCCCGCACUGGAGAAACCUGGAUUCUUACUAGGGCGAGAGUUCCAGCUGCCACCAGUAUCCAGGGAACCCUCCUCCUCCUCCUCUUCCUCCUGCCGCCUCUCUGCCACACACGCUGGUCGUUGCUAAGGUUGCUUCCACGGUAACAUGCACAUCCUGUUUACACCUCGAUCCAGGGAAGUCGGCCUGGGCUAGGGACAUCGGGCUCCACUUGGGGACGCCAAUUCCCGCGACACCUCGCCUCAAUUCCUCUUCCUCUUCCUCCCCCAUCGCCUCUGGAAAGCUGGGGGCAACAGCUGCCGCAGCCGAGAGAGGAUCUUAGAGGAAGAGAAGGAAUCUCCAGAUUGGGGGGGACACCCCCGGCCCCGGAGCUGGGGGUCGAGGCGGCCGGAGGCCCGGGCUCGACUGGCUGAAGGAGGAGACGACCCGUGAUCUGGGCCCAGCAGGCAACAUGGCCAACAACACCACUGACCAUGGUCCGGCCAACUCGGUGGCCGAGGGCGGUCACGAUGGAGAUUUCGGCUGCACGCUGCUGGACCUCCGGACCCUCAUGGAGCUGCGCAGCGGAGAGGCCGUGGCCCGGAUCGGCGAAGUCUACGGUAGCGUGCACAACAUCUGCAAGAGACUCAGGACCUCCCCCGUGGAAGGUCUUUCUGGGAACCCCUCGGACCUGGAGAAACGCAGACAGGUGUUUGGCCAGAACUUCAUCCCUCCGAAAAAGUCAAAGACGUUCCUGCAGUUAGUGUGGGAGGCCCUGCAGGAUGUCACGCUCAUCAUCCUGGAGAUUGCAGCUAUCAUCUCGCUGGGCCUGUCCUUCUACCACCCCCCCGGGGGGGACAAUGAGCUGUGUGGCCAGACGUCGUCCGGGGUGGAGGACGAGGGGGAGUCCCAGGCUGGCUGGAUCGAGGGGGCGGCCAUCCUGUUCUCGGUGAUCAUCGUGGUGCUGGUGACGGCCUUCAACGACUGGAGCAAGGAGAAGCAGUUCCGGGGGCUGCAGAGCCGCAUCGAGCAGGAGCAGAAGUUCACCGUCAUCCGCAAGGGCCAGGUCAUCCAGCUGCCGGUGGCCGAGAUCGUGGUGGGCGACAUUGCCCAGAUCAAAUACGGUGACCUGCUGCCGACAGAUGGAAUCCUGAUCCAGGGCAACGACUUGAAAAUCGACGAGAGCUCCCUGACUGGAGAGUCGGACCAGGUCAAGAAAUCCUUAGAAAAGGAUCCCAUGUUGCUGUCAGGCACCCACGUCAUGGAAGGGUCCGGUCGGAUGCUGGUGACCGCCGUGGGCAUCAACUCCCAAACUGGAAUCAUCUUCACCUUGCUGGGAGCUGGCGAGGGGGACGAGGAGAAGAAAGUGAAGAAAGGUAAAAAACAAGGAGCCCCCGAAAAUCGCAACAAAGCCAAAACCCAGGAUGGCGUGGCCCUGGAGAUACAGCCGCUGAAGAGCCAAGAAGGGGUAGAGAAUGAGGAGAAGAAAAAGACCAAAGUUCCCAAGAAGGAGAAGUCCGUGCUGCAGGGCAAGCUGACGCGCUUGGCAGUUCAGAUUGGGAAAGCAGGUCUGAUCAUGUCGGCGGUCACGGUGAUCAUCUUGGUGCUGUACUUUGUGAUCUACACUUUCGGGGUGCAGGGCCGGCCUUGGCUGGCAGAGUGUACCCCCAUCUACAUCCAGUACUUCGUCAAAUUCUUCAUCAUCGGCGUCACCGUGCUGGUGGUGGCCGUGCCUGAGGGCCUGCCGCUGGCCGUCACCAUUUCACUGGCCUACUCGGUCAAGAAAAUGAUGAAGGACAACAACCUGGUGAGACACCUGGACGCCUGCGAGACGAUGGGCAACGCCACGGCCAUCUGCUCGGACAAGACCGGGACGCUGACCAUGAACCGCAUGACGGUGGUGCAGGUUUACCUGGGAGACGCCCAUCACCGGCAGAUCCCGGACCCCGAGAGCAUCCCCUCCAAGAUCCUGGACCUCGUCGUCAAUGGCAUCGCCAUCAACUCGGCCUACACUUCCAAGAUCCUGCCCCCGGAGAAGGAGGGGGGACUGCCCAGGCAGGUGGGCAACAAGACGGAGUGCGCCCUGCUGGGCUUCGUCUUGGACCUGAAGCAGGACUACCAGGCCGUCCGCAGCGAGGUGGCGGAGGAGAAGCUCUACAAGGUGUACACCUUCAACUCCGUGCGCAAGUCCAUGAGCACCGUCAUCCAGACCCCGGAAGGCGGCUUCCGCAUGUACAGCAAAGGGGCCUCGGAGAUCCUCCUGCGCAAGUGCACCCGGAUCCUGGACAAGAAAGGAGAACCCCGGAUCUUCAAGAGCAAGGACCGGGACGAGAUGGUGCGCAAGGUGAUCGAACCCAUGGCCUGCGACGGGCUGCGCACCAUCGGCAUCGCCUACCGGGACUUUGCCCCGGGGUCCGAGCCCGACUGGGACAGCGAGAACGAGAUCCUCUCCGACCUCACCUGCAUCGCCGUGGUGGGCAUCGAGGACCCCGUGCGCCCUGAGGUGCCCGACGCCAUCACCAAGUGCCAGCGUGCGGGGAUCACCGUCCGCAUGGUAACCGGCGAUAACAUCAACACGGCCCGGGCCAUCGCCACCAAGUGUGGUAUCCUGCUGCCCGGGGAGGAUUUCCUGUGCCUGGAAGGAAAAGAGUUCAACCGCCUCAUCCGCAACGAGAAGGGCGAGGUGGAGCAGGAGCAGCUGGACAAGAUCUGGCCUAAGCUGAGGGUAUUGGCCCGUUCCUCCCCGACUGACAAGCACACGCUGGUGAAAGGCAUCAUCGACAGCACCGUGGGGGAGCAGCGGCAGGUGGUGGCCGUCACCGGCGACGGUACCAACGACGGGCCGGCUCUGAAGAAAGCUGACGUCGGCUUUGCCAUGGGCAUCGCAGGCACAGAUGUGGCAAAGGAGGCGUCGGACAUCAUCCUGACGGACGACAACUUCACCAGUAUCGUCAAGGCAGUGAUGUGGGGCCGCAACGUGUACGACAGCAUCUCCAAGUUCCUGCAGUUCCAGUUGACGGUCAACGUGGUGGCCGUGAUCGUGGCCUUCACCGGCGCCUGCAUCACCCAGGACUCCCCGCUGAAGGCUGUCCAGAUGUUGUGGGUGAACCUGAUCAUGGACACUUUUGCCUCCUUGGCCCUGGCCACCGAACCCCCCUCGGAGUCACUGCUGAUGCGCCGGCCCUACGGCCGCAACAAACCACUCAUCUCACGCACCAUGAUGAAGAACAUUCUGGGCCAUGCCGUCUACCAGCUCACCAUCAUCUUCACUCUGCUCUUUGCCGGUGAGAAGUUCUUUGACAUCGACAGUGGAAGGAACUCUCCCUUGCACUCACCCCCGUCUGAACACUACACCAUCGUCUUCAACACUUUCGUGCUGAUGCAGCUCUUUAAUGAGAUCAACGCCCGCAAGAUCCACGGCGAGAGAAACGUCUUCGAGGCCAUCUUCCGUAACCCCAUCUUCUGCACGGUGGUCCUGGGCACCUUCAUCUCCCAGAUCAUCAUUGUUGAGUUUGGGGGUAAACCGUUCAGCUGUUCAGGCCUCACCCUGAGCCAGUGGUUCUGGUGUAUCUUCAUCGGAGUCGGAGAACUGCUCUGGGGACAGCUGAUCUCCUCCGUGCCCACCAGCCGCCUGAAGUUCCUGAAGGAGGCCGGGCACGGCAUCACCAAGGAGGACAUGGCGGAGGGAGAUCUGGCAGAGGGGAUGGAAGAGAUCGACCACGCGGAGAUGGAGCUACGGCGUGGCCAGAUCCUCUGGUUCCGGGGCCUCAACCGCAUCCAGACUCAGAUGGAUGUAGUUUACACGUUCCAGACGGGAACCUCCUCUUUGCAGGGAGCCCUCAGGAGACAGCCUUCCAUCAUGAGCCACCACCACGAUGUAAAACAUGUUUCUAGCCCAACUCAUAUCAAGGUGAUCAAUGCGUUCCGUAGCUCCCUCUAUGAAGGUCUCCAGAAGCCAGAGUCCAGAAGCUCAAUCCAUAACUUCAUGACCCACCCCGAGUUCACCAUGGAGGAAGAUGAGCCCCGAACCCCACUCUUGGAUGAAAACGAGGACGACGAUGACGAAGAGGAAGAUGGAGAACAACUCGGAAAGGAUGGACUUGAAAAACCCGGCUGGGGGGGCAGCCCUCCCGCCUCGCCUACCCCUAACCAAAACAACAACGCUGUGGACUGCAAUCAAGUCCACAUUAUCCCCUCCCAUUCGGAGAGCCCGUUGCACAGCCUGGAAACGUCCGUCUGACCUAGUGGACUGACUCUUCUCCCACCUCCACCAUUUCCUCUCUGCUCCUGUGAUAAUCUGCGGUAAUGGGACAUCUCACCAUCAUGUCAAUGGUGUGUGUGUGUGUGUGUGUGUGUGUGGUUUGCGUUGGGCCCACCUGAUAGUAGAGAGACAUGGAAGAUGUGCAAAUCCUGAAUUUGCUUUGAACCUCUUUCACCCGAGGACUUAGCCGUCCCAAACCAAACAAGAGACCAUCAUGGCUGGGUUCCCCAAAUUUGGGUUGUUGCCUCUUAAAAAGCAAGUUUUGUUUUAUUCUGGUUCUUUUUCCCUCUCUCCGCGCCCCCCCCCCCCCCGCAGUCGACCUCCCAUAUUCACAUACCUGUGGGUCAGCACCUCUAUUUAGCCCAUGAGUCGGGUUAGUUGGAAAACGAAGAAUCGAGAGAGUAGAAAGAAGGUACCACAAGCUGAGCUAGCGGAGGAGGGGCGAAUGGGUGAGGGGAUAGCCCCAUGCCCAGUGAUGGAUUUAAACAAAUCUUCCAUUUUGGAAACUGGUACCUAACGUCCUGGUUCUCUCUUAGUCCUCCUCACUCACUCUCCGACUGUUUCAGCCUCCGCCGUUGAAUUGCCGUCAUUACGAGAGGGGGUAGAUGAGCCAACCAGUCUAUUCAGUCUCAAUCUGGUGGUGACGAGGGCUUCCUCUUGCCCCACUUCUGAGGCCUAGGGUCAAACUUUCUGGAGCUCUUAGUUCCCUCCCUGAAAGGAUAUUCUCUCCAGUUCCUCUUAGGUGGCGCUGUUGGCCAAGUUUGUGUUAAAAAAAAAAAAAAGCGUGUGUGUGUGUGUGUGUGUGUUUGUGUGUUUGUGUGUGUGUGUGUGCCCGUCUUGCCCCCACUAUCUUGUUCCCCCUUUGCCCUCACUCCCAACACCAAUUGCCACAUGAUCAGGUGUCGGAGGGUGUGAUUCGUGUGUGGGCUUUGGGGGUUUUUUGUUCGUUGGUUUUCAAUCCAGAGAAAAACUCUGGUCAGUGAGUGCAGCAAGUCCAGAGGCCCCGUUGGUCACCCGCUCUCCCAAGCGGCGAUGUUGGUGGCCCUCCCCAGUGGAAUCAGAGUGGCCGCUAAGGCAGUGGGACCGCACCUUCGGCGAUGGAGCCUGCUGGCCCUGUGAGGUCUCCGGGGCUCACGGGAUCAAGCGUGUGUAUUUCUGGCCACCCGCCCCAAGCGCUUGCAGGACGCCCGUGUUUGUUCUGGGGAGGGACUGUUGAGCGUGUCAGUGUCCUCAAGGAGGUGAACUGGUCGAACCGGAGCCGGGAGGCCUUUAAGGCACAGGGGAAGAAAGGCAGGAGCUCCUUUUACCGAUGAUGCGGGGCCGGUACCAGUCAUCCCCCUUAGGCGCCGGGCCGGCGGCCCCGGUGCCGCCCGCCGCCGUGGCAUCCGAGAACUAACCUUAGCCCAUCCUGAAUCUUGAUUAAAGAACUGCCUACCUGACACCAGAGACUCCAUUUGUGUUUUGCUGAUUAAGUGGGGGAAUGGGGACCUCCCUCUGCUCUGCUCUCCCCUCCCACUCCCCAGCCAGUGCUGAGUUGUGGCUGAUGCAGAGCUAAGACCCGUGCCUUUUGGUUUCCCGAACACUGCCCGAAGUUUCCCCCACCCACCUGCCACUCGGGAGUCGGGGACUUUUGCUGAGAUGGUGUCUCCCUCCCCACUUUUUUUUUUUUUCAAGUGCUCCUUAGCGUGACAAAGUGGAGACAUUUUGUGGGAACUCCAUUCUUGUCCCUUCCGACACCGGACCGGACGCUCUUCCGUGUGGGAUCAAUUGUUCUUCCCGUCCUACUGGCAUAGGAAGGAAAAACAGGUGCCUGAGGCGCUUGUGAACUGCCAAUAACCAAGAAUCUAAAUGACCAACUGUUUCUCUUUUCGUCAGGAGGAAACCUGUUCUCCCCCAUCUCCUCCAGUGCCCUCCCCACCACCAACCCAGACUCUCCUCCGUUCGUCUCAUUCUUCAUCUGAGUUUAGUAAAAUGGCGUGAUCAGAAAACUAGCUUCCCCUCCCUAAGGCUACACAAUUGAGCAGAAAAGGAGAGAGAAAAGGAAUCUUUCACAUUUGGUUCCGUUCUUCAGGCUCCACCCAUCAUCGAUCACUUUUCUCUUUUAAAUACUCUCGAGGAAAAAAAUCAGCUCACAUAUGGUAUUCCUAGGAGCUACGUAAAUAUUUAUUAAGUACACUGGGAGAUGGUCUUUUUUUUCUGUCAAAUCGUGCUUACCUCAGAUGUGUAAGAACUUGGGAGAUGACUUAACCUGCCCGGCCCUGAAGCCUCUUUGUGACUAGCGGGUUACAGUGAGGGACUGGUGAACUUCUACGUCAAAGUUUUUUUUGUGUGCAUUCUAGUUUCCAUCUAAGGAGAGGAAAAAAGAUAUAUAAAUAUUAUGCAAAAAAUAUAGUUUUCUUUAGAUCAGAAACUGAUAUUUUUAAGUCAGUCAUAUGUAUUUUGUUUAAAAGAUUUUAAGAUGCUGCCAGGUGACCGGGCGAUAGCAGGUCGUUUGACUAGCUUUUUGAUGUGACCGGCAACUUAGUAUAUCAGCAAUUGGUUUCGAUGCCAAUACACUGUACUUCCUUUCUCCAAACAGCCAUCUUUGUACUCUAAACAAAAAACAAACAAAAAGUGAGUUGAUUCUAGAGAUGUUUUUUAUAUAAAUUAUGUUGAUAUGGCUGGUUGAGUAUGUUUAAGUGUUUAUGUGCAUACAUUUUUUAUGUAAAAUAUUUUUUCUGCUUCGUUUCAAUGAUCAACUGGCAACAGGAAAAUAUGGCUUAAGUUAUUGAGGAAAGUUUUCCAAAAAAACUAUGGUGCUUUAGAUUCCAAAGGUUUGUGUGGGAGAGAGAAUACCAACGUCUUGGAUUCCUCUAGAGAAGAUGCCUUCGGAAAUCGAGACGGAAGGAAAGGAAACUGAACGCGCGAAGACCGGGCCAGAAGGGAAAUGAAGCAAGGCCUUGUGGAGUGCUCAUGUGGAAAUGCCAUGUUCUUGCAUCUGGUUCUAAAGAACAGGGGCCUUUUGUCGGAUUAUUGUUUUCUUUCUUUAAGAGCCACUGGAACCAAAGACAUUACAUCUCUUCUAGAGCGCAAGGACAAUCUCCCUUAGGGUUUGCAGCUUAUGGCUCUUAUCGCACUUCCUGUGUGCCCCGGGAGGACCCGGAAGGACUUACAAGUAUAUGCCUAGAGGGAUUUAUUUUUUUUGUCCACACAAGGAUUUGAAUUUUCUUUCCCCCACGGCUCUGGGCGAUACUUUGGAGGGGGAAUAAAUAUCUUCAAAAGGGAAAAACAAAGACUGGGUCUAGUCAUGGGCGGUCGUUUUGGGGGCAGUCUGGCGCCACCUCCUAUCACUCCCCUCACCCCCCCACUCUCCAACCCCCAGCUCACUGGCUGAGGGUAGAGGCAUCCUGGAGAUCAGUGUGGCUAUAUCUGCCUACGUCUAUCUAUGGGACACCCACUCCUCCUUGGGGGAUGAAGUGGUGUUAGGUGGAGCUUUGACCUUGGCUUUUUUUCUUCCCCUGGAGGUCGCGAGAGUGUGGGUGGUUAGCAACCACUUUUUGGAAUAAUCUUGGCAAGAAGGGCAUGGGGACCACUCUCAUUGGCCACAAACUGUGCUUUUUUGCUUCCCCUCUCCCCUUUCAUUGGUCCAAACCCAAACGCUUGCUCUCCUCUUCUCACCACAACAGAGGAGACGGGGCACAAUCUCCUGCCCUUUUAGCCCAUGAGAGUCAAAGCUUUUUCCAAUGAACCAGACCAAAUGCAUCUCUGCCGUUCCCAUUCCCUCCUAGGAUUUUCCUGCUCCUCUAGUGUUGCCCGUCCCUUCUGGCCUAAGUAGUCCAAGCUCUCCAGUGGAAGGUAAACAUGGUCGUGAGCCUUUGCUAGCCCGCCUGUGACUAAAUCGUCCUUUCUGUUUUUCCUCACAUAUAUAUAUAUAGCCAUAUAUGGAUGGAUAUGCCAUAUAUAUAUGUGUGUGUGUGCGUGUGUGUGUGUGCGUGUGUGUGCCAACAAAAUCUCAUAGGUCUUUCUUUUGAAAACGCACGCAGAUAGGAAUUUUCAGUUUCCUUUUUCAGUAACUAUUAUAACAAGCACUGGUAUUUUUGUAUAAAAAGGAAAAAAAAAUAAACAAAAGAUUGAAUAUUGUGGUAUGCAUGAUAUAAAAGCAAAUGGUGAUUUCGAAGCAAUAUGUACCCUGGUGUGUGUUGCCAUAUUCUGCAGUCUGGCUUGAGUGCACCCAAUCUGUAUUUGCAUUUUGAUAUUAUUUAAUCUCUAUGUACAAUGUUUUGCAUGUAUUUAUAUGGUUCUUGGAAAAAUCAAAUUGGAAUGAGCUGUCGACUCCUGGAAAGUCUGAAACUCCAAUGUCUCUCUCCACUGCGAUCAGAAGAGGAGACUAAGAGGAGGAAAGAAUUUGAGAUACUUUUUUUUUUUGGAACCAAUAAAGCUUUUAGCUGUUGAGCAGAAAAUGAUGCACUUGUGCACUGAGAAUAAAAACCAUGCCCACCUGUAA
Ornithorhynchus anatinus (platypus) is the source of this 9133-nucleotide messenger RNA. RefSeq names its product ATPase plasma membrane Ca2+ transporting 4 (gene ATP2B4). Gene Ontology annotation, molecular function: P-type calcium transporter activity; ATP hydrolysis activity; PDZ domain binding. The transcript has 22 exons. The coding region runs from base 862 to 4629 and encodes 1255 amino acids. Gene Ontology annotation, cellular component: intracellular membrane-bounded organelle; membrane. Gene Ontology annotation, biological process: regulation of cytosolic calcium ion concentration; calcium ion transmembrane transport. NCBI's taxonomy places the organism in Eukaryota, Metazoa, Chordata, Mammalia, Monotremata, Ornithorhynchidae. The record is from RefSeq and is a predicted model, not a curated record.